Molecule: messenger RNA, 1884 nt
Organism: Wallemia ichthyophaga EXF-994
Lineage: Eukaryota; Fungi; Basidiomycota; Wallemiomycetes; Wallemiales; Wallemiaceae
Exons: 5
Coding region: 1-1884 (627 amino acids)
Source: RefSeq, a predicted model, not a curated record
AUGCGCAACAACAACAUCAAGAGAAGCAGCCUUUUAGCAGCUGCAUCGCUCCUCGCUGCAGGCCAAGCAGCUAACCCUGGUGGUUAUGAGUUGGUCGGUGAUUCACUCGUCAGUGCACAGAUGGCAUUCUUGGGCCGUGACGGCAAUGUUUGGAUCGUUGACAAGACUGAGAACAAUCCAGCUCAGAUAAACGGUCAUCCUGCAUGGGCGGCUGUCUAUAAUCCUAAAGAUAACACAGCCGAGCCAAAAGAUAUCAUAACAAAUUCCUUCUGCGCCGGCGGUGCUGUUCUCGGUGAUGGCAGAUGGCUCAACGUCGGCGGCAAUCAGGCAGUUACCCACGGAGGUGCUGCGGUCAACAGCUUCCCAGACCAUCCAAAUCCAUACCAAAACGAAGACGGUGGUGCGGCUAUCCGUCUCCUCGAUCUCGCAGGAUCCAAGGAAUGGUCAGAUAACAACCAGUUCAUGACGGGCAGAAGAUGGUACCCAACCGUCGAGACUCUCGGAGGCGGUGACGCUGUUAUUAUGGGUGGUGAUCAAUGGGGUGGAUACAUCAACGGCGAAGCGCAAAACAAUCCAACUUACGAGUUCUUCCCUCCACGCGAAGGCGAUCCAGUUGAUUUUGAUUUCCUCGGCGAGCGCACAAUGCCAAUCAACUUAUAUCCACUCGCUUACCUCCUCCCAUCUGGUAGACUCUUCGUGCAAGCCAUGUACGCCGCGAUCGUAUGGGAUCUUGAUGACAAGUACGAAGCCAAGACUUUACCAGAUAUUCCACACGCCGCUAGAGCUUAUCCAGCUAGUGGUGCUACUGCAGUAUUACCCUUGACUCCAGAAAAUGAUUAUAACCCCUCAUUCCUCUUCUGUGGUGGCCAAGAUAUUCCUCAAGACGGUUGGGGUGACGCUGGCGGACCAGGAUUCGACAUUACAAAGAAAUUGGCUGACACUUCCUGCGUUAAGAUCCAACCAGAAGGCAGUGAGAAUCCAGAGUGGGAAGAAGAUGAUGAACUUCCAGAGCCACGCACAAUGGGUAACUUUGUCUACCUCCCUAAUGGUAAAAUGGUCCUUUUGAACGGUGGUGCCACAGGUUCAGCUGGAUAUGGUAAUAAAACUUGGGCUGUUGGACAGUCUUACGCCGAUGAACCAACCUAUACGCCUCUGAUCUUCGAUCCUUCAGCCCCACAAGGCGAGCGCAUUUCUCGCGAUGGUUUGGGGAGCUCCGACAUUGCAAGAUUGUACCACAGUGUAGCAACACUUUUGGAAGAUGGUUCUGUAUGGGUCUCAGGAUCGAAUCCAAACGUCGAUGUGAUCCAGACACCACAUCGUCAAUGGAACACAGAUUACAGAGUCGAGAGAUGGUACCCAACUUGGUUCAACGAACCUAGACCACAACCUCAAGGAUUGCCAGAUGUCUUAUCAUACGGUGGCGAUUCAUUUGACAUACAACUUUCAUCCUCAGAUCUCAAAGGAAAUUCGGAUAAUCUUGAGAAUGUCAAGGCGGUUGUUAUCAGACCUGGAUUUUCGACACACGCUAUGAACUUUGGACAGAGAUAUCUCGAGUUGCGCACAUCAUAUACGGCAACUUCGGAAGAGGAGGGAGUGUUGCAUGUGGGACAGAUGCCAAACAACCCUAACAUAUUCCAGCCAGGACCUGCACUUAUCUUUGUCACUGUCGAUGGUAUUCCUAGCUACGGCCAUUGGGUAACGAUUGGAUCGGGAGAAAUCGGGCAGCAACCAACCAAGGAGAACUCGCAAUUGCCAGAGUCUAGUAGAGCGGAGAAGUCAAGCUCAAACGCACAAGACAGUUCAAGCAUUCGUCACUACAGCGGAUCAGUCGUUGGUGCUGUGGCUAUCGGAGCACUUGGACUUGUGGCAUUGGUUUGUGUUUAG